Molecule: messenger RNA, 5156 nt
Organism: Neodiprion fabricii
Lineage: Eukaryota; Metazoa; Arthropoda; Insecta; Hymenoptera; Diprionidae
Product: protein dispatched
Exons: 9
Coding region: 574-4044 (1156 amino acids)
Cellular component (GO): membrane
Source: RefSeq, a predicted model, not a curated record
GCAUGCGUCCGUUAAUCCCGACAGUAGCUUAAUAGUAGAAAUGACGCUUUAACCUCGAAUUUAUUGGUCUCUGUCAGUAUAAACAAAACACUCAUUCCACGCCUAUAUACAGUGUAUAAUCCAAAUUUCAAAUACAAAUGUAAACUCGGGGGUCUUGACGGUCAAAAAAUUAACCGCAUCGGCAAUGAUAAUAAAAAUUACCAAAUCUCUGCCUCUCUGGAAAGGUCGUCGCGAUUAUUGGAAAUUCUCAGUGUACAUCGCGAACGGUGUUUUAACUAAUGUCCUGAACCCAGAUAUUAAUUGUAAUUAAGAUUGCGUUGGCUUUGUUUUCUGCUAGAGCGCAACAAUUGUUAUAUUUAAAAUUAAGAAAUCAAAUUUUAACUGUAUAUUACAGAUUGAUGCCAAAUUUCAAUUGUCUUAAUCUCAACGGCGUGCUAUCGGUAUUGUACCUACAUAUACACGAUAUUUGCUCAAUUUUCCAUUAGCCCUUUAUUAUAUAGUGCGUAGAAAACUAAAUAACAAUAACAUUAAACUUGAAGCGUAACUCGAAAGGAAAUAUUCUUACGUACAAUCAUGGAAAUAUGGUGGUUUUCCCGUGUCGUGGCUUAUCAUCCCUACGCUAUUCUUGCCGCUGUUUUCGUCUUCUCUUCAACUUGUUUGAUAGUCCCGUUAACUACUAAAAAAUUCCCGGACUUUUCCGACCCGCAAUUAGGUUUCGAAGCUCGAGGAACAGUCUUGGCAUCGAGAUUAACAACAUGGCAAAAUUUGAUAGAAGCAAUUAGGCCUCGAGGAAGUCUCAUUGCAAACCCUCUGGAAUAUUAUCAUCAUAUUUUGCAAUCAAUGAGCCUAAAUGAAACUAGUUUGAUGACUCACAACACAACUACCCAGAUAACUGUGGAUAAGAAGAAUCGUAAAAAGGGUAAAAGAAAGGGUAAAAAAUAUGGGAAGAAUAAAAAAAAUACAGAUACGGAGGAGGAAGGUGUGAAAAAAGACAAAUGGACAGAGCUGAUGGAGUUGAAAGAAAAUCAGAGUUUCCGUUUGGAGAAUCCAGAGACUAUAAGGAAUCACGCCCACUUUGAUAGCGACGGUUUCUUUUGUAAUUCCCCGACCGCAGCCUAUGCUCGUAUUGUCCUCAGAUCUGUUUCUGGUACCGAAAACUUAUGGUCUCUGGAAGGAAUACUGGCUCAAUGUCACAUUGACGCUGCGCUUCGCGCCAACAACGAAUUUCCAGCCUUGUGUCAAAUUCAACUCCAAAGCCAGCACGGUGAUACAGAAAAAAAAUGCUGCCGAAGCUGGUCACCAGCAAACUACGUGGCUUUACUGUCGAACAGAACCUCUUGUCUGGGUGUUACAGAAAGUGAUUUGAACAGAGUAAAACUCUUGCUGAAUAGGUGUGCUCAUUUUUAUCACAACCUUCAGCUUACUCCAGACUGCGCUGACGACCCCGAUUGCCGAAGGCAUGUGACCCCCGAUUGCUAUUUGCACAAUGCUCCGUAUCAUCUACUCUAUUAUCUUCUUGAUACCGAGUUUAUACCCUCUUACAAUGGAACCACGUCACCUAAACUGAACACAACUCUAAAUUCCGCCAUGCUUUUCUUACCAAUGGCUGCCAGUUCUGCCACUCUUGACUUUUAUCGCGGACUAAACGAGGACGAAUUAACUUACGGCAAAUUCAAAGUACAGGGAAUGCAGCUGGGGCUGAAGAGCACGCUCUUUGAUCGCCUUUUGAUUUCAGAUUCUUGUCUGCUUCUCGCAGGCUUCGCAUUCGUCACAGUUUGCAUAUGGGCGUAUACCAGCUCAAUUAUACUAACGGUAACAACCAUACUUGCCGUUCUCUUCAGUCUGGGCAUAUCGUACGCCUUUUAUACUCUCGUUCUCCGAAUAAAUUUCUUCCCAUUCAUGAAUUUGCUGGCUAUUGUUGUCGCUGUUGGAAUUGGGGCCGACGAUGCCUUCAUUUAUUGCAAAGUAUGGGAAUGCGGGAAGCAGAAGAAAUUGACUGGCGGUGGACUGGUCAGUCUGGUCCAAGAAACGAUGAAGCAUGCCGUUCCGUCUAUGCUGGUCACCUCACUGACUACAGCAGUUGCUUUUUUUGCCUCUAUAGUCAGCAACGUUACGGCCAUAAAUUGCUUCAGUUUAUUUUCUGGAAUGACCGUGAUAGCCAAUUUCCUUUUGAUGGUGACCUGGUUACCGGCAAGCGUUGUUGUCUCCGAACACUGUCACCUCACCUUAUUAUCGCCAGCCAAUUUCAUUGUGAGGAAAAUCUACCGCCCCCUCAGGCUUUUCCUUGGCAAAGUAGCCACUGAUUUUGGCAAAGUACUUUCCAGAAUCGCUAUCGAGUUCAGAUGGUUGUGGCUAGUGAUUUGCGGAUCCACAGCUGUUGCUGCCAGUCUAGUUGUCUUCCGAUAUCCAGGCCUACAGCUGCCAGAUUCCCCUGAUUUCCAACUGUUCGAUAGUUCUCACCUCUUCGAAAAGUAUGACUUGGUUUUCUCGCAACGCUUCUGGUUCGAAAAGCUAGAACUGGGAGACGGCGGCGAAGUUUUGCCAUUGAGAUUUGUGUGGGGAGUGAAACCGGUGGAUAAUGGGAACUACUUGGAUCCAGGAGCAAGAGGAACAUUGGAAUGGGAUGAGACCUUUGACGUGUCGAGUAAGAAGUCGCAGCUCUGGCUGCUGCAAUUCUGUCGUAGUCUCAGAAUGCAGCCGUUUUAUCGAAGUACUUUGGGUCCCUUACUCCCAAACUGCUUUAUCGAAUCGCUAAAGGCUUUCAUGCAGCGGCGUUGUGUGGACCCCAUAGAUCUCCAAAUAGAUCGAGCCCCGUGCUGCGAGAACAGUACUUUUCCCUACUCACCAUCUGUCUUGGAACAUUGCGCAGCUGAAGCAAACGCUGAUUUAUAUCGCACACCCUCUUACCUUUGGGGAGGGGAAUCUUCCACUUUGGCAGGACUGAAGUUCCUCAAAGAAGACGUACACCUCACUUUGAAUAACACCCAACGGCCUCAACCCAAAAUCAAGGCCCUGAUCAUCGAAUAUGACAGCAAUUUCACGUACAGUCUCUCAUUCACAGAAAUGGAUCAAUUUUACCGUCAGGUUGAAAGCUGGAUGAAGGAGCAACUGCUGAAGGCACCAUCCGGAAUGCGAGGUGGUUGGUUCAUCAGUAGACUAGAAUUUUACGAACUUCAACGCACUCUUUACGAGGGUACGCUAUGGGCUAUGGGAGUAUCGAUGAUCUUAGCAUUGGUGGUGCUAGCGCUAGUCACGCUCAAUAUUCUGGUCAGUUUGUACGCGAUUGUUGCAAUUGGAGCGGCGAUAGUCGUCACAGUCGCAUAUCUUAUUCUGGCUGGGUGGAGGUUGAACGUUCUCGAAAGUGUUGCGGUGUCCACAGCAAUUGGUCUCGCGGUUGACUUCAGUCUGCACUAUAGCGUCAGCUACAGAGCUUCCACCUCCGAGGAUAGAGUUGAUCGGGUCAAAACAGCACUCGAGCAAAUGGGAGGACCAACGCUCAUGGCAGCUGUGACUAGUGGAGCUGCUGGCGCACUUAUGCUUCCGUCGCAAGUCUUGGCUUACAUACAAAUCGGAUUUUUUCUCGUCGUCGUAAUGACUGUGAGCUGGACUUACGCUACCCUAUUUCUCUGCCCAAUUCUGGCUGUAAUUGGACCGUCGCAAGGCUUUGCCCAGUACCAGUAUCCGAGAUUUUCGGCAUCCUGGUUCCGUUCAAGGUUUCGUAAGGAGACAGAAGAGACUACGACUGGCGUCAUGGGGAACCGUAAAGCCAAGGAACAGACCAGGAAACAAAACAGGGAGCGAGAGCGUGAACGGGAAAGGGAGCGCAAAAAAGGCCGAGGGAUGCUGUCGGAAUCUACACUUAGCACGUCGAGCACCGUUUGCCAGUUUCAUUGUGGCGAGCUGGAAGUCCUUGCUGGGAGAGGACCGCCAUCUUCAUCGUUGCCACCUUCUCCAUCCUCGACUCUGUUGUAUCUCGAGCCUUCGCAAUCGGGUCCCUCGACAGGUAGAAAUAACAAGCGAAAACCGAACAACGAACUCGACUAAGAGGUGUAUAUGUGUCUUUCUGAAUUCUGCAAUCUUCUGCUGUUCAAAUGGUAAGUAAAUAAGAGUCUACCUAAAGUAUUAAAGCUUACUGAUGAUUCAAUGUCGUGAACGAAUUGAUGGACAGCUGAUAAAAAAAUUGGUGAUUGUAUCGUGUAAUGCUAAUUGUGUAUACGUAUGUGAUGGUAAAGAUGUUGCGGAAAAAACAUCGAUGUACCUAACGGAUAAAUAUAAUUAAUGUAUCGAGUCUUUGUUGGCCGUGAUCUCAAGGCUGAGGAUAUUAAUAUAAACAAGAUUGUUGUUACACUGACUGUAGAUUCAGGUGGGAUUUUAUUAAUAGAUUGAAAGUUGAAUCAUUGUGAAAAAUACAAACUCAAGUUGUAGACAACUUGAAUCCAACUGAAAACUACUGGAUUCUAGAGAAAACAUCUGAAUGACUUAAAUUAUAAUAAGAAUUACAUAUUCUUGGCCUGAAACAAAUUUUUAUGAAGUGAGAUGUAGGUGCAGCUUAACGUUAAAUUUUCCAAGUGUGUAUAUAUGUGUAUAUAUAUGUGUAUAUGUAUAUGUGUAUAUUAUGUAUAUACAUGCAUAUGCACAGAGAUAUGAUAUAACUUGAGUUAUUACUACAUGUUGUUAUAUGAUCGUAUGUAUAUAUGUAUACUAUAUUGAUAUUAUUUUACUGCGACGUUACGUAUACUUCGUAGAUUAUGGUGACGAGUCAUUGCGAAAAUUGCCAAUACUUUUAAAACGACACUCUGAAGUAGUCCACUUAUGUUCCUAAUUUAAACGGUGUAACAAGCCAUAUGAUAUUGAAACGGGUAUUCAUACCUUAAUAAUACAAUGUAUUUUCAAAGGACUGGUGAAUGUAUUCUAUAUCAGUAUUCAAGUAACACAAUUUGCAUGUGAUGAUGAUAACGAUUGCCUUUGAUACAGUGACGUCUUACAGAGCCCAGUUUAAUUUUACCUGUUUUUAGAUAUUUCAAGAGAGCGUUAUGCCUUCUCUGAAUAAACUUAUACCUCGUGAGAAAUUUCAUUUGUGAUAUAGCAGUGCUUUGAGAAGCCCUACAAACGUGUAUCAAGUAAAUAUCAUAACGAUAAAGCUAUGUUAAUUUAAA